GGCAAGGCGAGGCGGAGGACCGUGUGCGGCGGGGCCGGUGGCGGGUAGAGGUGUGAGGGCGGCGAGGGACCUGAGGAGUAGUCGGGCCGGUGUGGCCGCCGCCGCCGCCAUGCAGGAAAUCAUCGCCAGCGUGGACCACAUCAAGUUCGACUUGGAGAUCGCAGUGGAGCAGCAGCUCGGGGCACAGCCGCUGCCCUUCCCCGGCAUGGACAAGUCAGGGGCUGCUGUCUGUGAAUUCUUUUUGAAAGCUGCCUGUGGCAAAGGGGGCAUGUGUCCCUUCCGCCACAUCAGCGGUGAGAAGACCGUUGUGUGCAAACACUGGCUGCGGGGACUGUGCAAGAAGGGGGACCAGUGUGAGUUCCUGCACGAGUACGACAUGACCAAGAUGCCUGAGUGCUACUUCUACUCCAAGUUUGGGGAGUGCAGCAACAAGGAGUGCCCCUUCCUGCACAUUGACCCCGAGUCCAAGAUCAAGGACUGCCCUUGGUACGACCGUGGCUUCUGCAAGCAUGGUCCCCUGUGCAGGCACCGGCACACACGGAGAGUCAUCUGUGUGAAUUACCUCGUGGGAUUCUGCCCGGAGGGGCCCUCGUGUAAAUUCAUGCACCCUCGAUUUGAACUGCCAAUGGGAACCACCGAGCAGCCCCCACUGCCACAGCAGACGCAGCCUCCGACAAAGCAAAGUAACAAUCCGCCAUUACAAAGGUCGUCCUCCUUGAUCCAGUUAACGAGUCAGAACUCUUCUCCCAAUCAGCAGAGAGCCCCGCAGGUCAUCGGGGUCAUGCAGAGUCAAAACAGCAGCGCAGGCAACCGGGGACCCCGGCCGCUGGAGCAGGUCACCUGUUACAAGUGUGGCGAGAAAGGACACUACGCCAACAGAUGCACGAAAGGGCACUUGGCCUUUCUCAGUGGACAGUGACAGCAGCUGGAGCCAGCUCAGAGCAGCCCAGAGGGCCCCGCUGUUGGGAACCACUCUGGGCCCUCGCUGGGAGCGUGCAUUGAACUGUUUAACGCCAGUGUUGGUGCAGCGCUGGCUGGGGCUGGCAGACAGGCACGCUGGGGCUAUCGUUUUGAGGGGCUACGUCUGUCAGUUUCCUUAUCACUUUGCUGUAAUCUUUUUUUAAAAGGGGACAAGUGCUCUAGUUUGGUCCUUCCAAGUCGGCAUCAUGUUUAUCUAGUAUCCGUACCUCCUGUCCGAUCUCCCUGCACACCGCCCUUGGGGGAAGGGAGGAGGUUGUGGCAAAGGGCUUGUGCUAAGCAGUCGGUGUGGAAGGUAGCCCUUCCCCUCGAGGCCUCAUCAUUAAACACCAGUUCUUGGUGACCCCGGGGGCUGGUGGAUCAUUUAAAGCUUCGACCAGGUCAUGCCUGCUUCUUCCAUGUCCUGCUGAAUUCAGAAGCUAUGCCUGUCGAUGUGAUUUGAACGGGGCAGCCCUUCAGGGCAAACUUAAAUGCACUUGUUGCCUCAGCCUGGUCCUGCUCCAAGGUGGCAGUGGUGGAGAGGAAGGGCACAGGGCUCUCCGGGGUGAGGGUCUUUUUCCUCUGGGCUGAUUUUCUUGGAGCACCUACUUGACUGUGGGAUAUCUCAAAGUGUACCUUCAGCUGGAGCUGCAGAGCACCCGUUAAAUCGAGGCCACGGUCCAUCUGUGCACCUACCUCCUGGCCUGCCGAGCAUCUACACAGUCAUUCAGCUUUGGCCUCCGGAGACCCCCCUGCCCCCGAACCUGGAAAUGUGAAACUGUCACCUGCAACCCACUGGGCAACUGGGCCCAUUCAAGUUCCAUCACAAGAAGACUUUUUAUGAGGUUGAUUAAAAGCUUGUUUUUUAAGCCGCGUCUCAUUACUUCAGGGACCCCACGCCAAGGAGAGGACUCCGGCUGCUGGCCGCGUGAGAUGCCCGGGCACCAAGCUUUGAUACCGGUGCUUCCUUGUCCCCUUUCGACACAUACAUCUCCCGGAGGGAAGGGACUCUGUACUGGCAGCUGAUAGUCUGGAAGCUUUGGCCUUGUUUGGAACAGCCAAGUGAGGUUCUUACGUCAUCUCAGAUGCUGGAUUAUACCUGCUUAUUCAAAUUCGGAUCUUCUACAAGAUAAUUAGCCACAGCAUCAGUUUGUUCUUACCAUACACCCCAGAACUGGUUUCUAACUUCCCUUUAAGGAAGACCUCUGAUGAAGGGUAAGGAUGGGGUUGGGGGGGAGCUGGAUACAGGGGCAGUUGUGAGCUCUUGUCAGGGCCUGUGUUUUCCCUUGCUUCCCUGAAUCCUCCCCCAGGCAAGGAAGCUUCCUUAGCAGGAGGGCCCACAACACUGCAGCCUGGCAGCAAGGUGGAGGAGGGGAAGGCGUUCUCAAGCAUUCUCAAGCAUUGGGGCUUCGGGGCUUCUGUUCUGAUGUAAAAGCAUCAGCUGACAAAAAGCCGCAAGUGCUUAGAACACUCCAGGUGCGAAGAGCAGGGCGACCCCUCCAGGCACUUCACAGGCUCAACUAGAUGACAGCCCACCUCCUGUGAGCAGGGACCGGUCCGGAAGCCCACUGGUUCAAAGGCCUGAGC
Messenger RNA from Enhydra lutris kenyoni (northern sea otter), 2544 nucleotides. RefSeq names its product cleavage and polyadenylation specific factor 4. NCBI's taxonomy places the organism in Eukaryota, Metazoa, Chordata, Mammalia, Carnivora, Mustelidae. The transcript has 8 exons. The record is from RefSeq and is a predicted model, not a curated record. The coding region runs from base 110 to 919 and encodes 269 amino acids. Gene Ontology annotation, molecular function: RNA binding; zinc ion binding. Gene Ontology annotation, cellular component: mRNA cleavage and polyadenylation specificity factor complex.